Messenger RNA from Raphanus sativus (radish), 1194 nucleotides. RefSeq lists its product as uncharacterized. The record is from RefSeq and is a predicted model, not a curated record. The coding region runs from base 1 to 1194 and encodes 397 amino acids. Lineage: Eukaryota; Viridiplantae; Streptophyta; Magnoliopsida; Brassicales; Brassicaceae. The transcript has a single exon.
AUGAAGGACUAUGCAGGCAUGUCUGGCCUCCAUAUCAAUGCAGCUAAGUCGCAAAUCUUUAUAGCAGGAAGUAAUCGAUCGGAGUUGAUCACUGAGGCAGAAGCUCUCGGAAUAGGAGUGGGAAACCUUCCCAUUCGAUAUCUAGGAAUGCCACUUACUACGAAGUCCCUAACGCCUCAUGACUAUGAGCCUUUAAUUGACAAGAUCAGAAAGAAGAUGCUCUGCUGGUCAAAUAAGAGUUUAUCGUUUGCGGGAAGACUACAGUUGAUCAAAUCGGUCAUCACGAGUAUGGUAAAUUUCUGGAGUUCUGCUUUCAUCCUACCUGCUAAGCGUUUGGAUACAAUUGAGAGUAUGUGUAGCGCCUUUCUCUGGUCAGGAUCACCAACUCAAACUCACAAGGCUAAGGUGAGUUGGGACGACUUGUGUUACCCUAAAGAAGAGGGAGGUCUGGGGGUCCGAAAGUUGAGAGAUACCUCCAAAGCCAAUGCUUUGAGACUUAUAUGGAGGUUGUUUACGCAAUCUGAUUCACUGUGGGUAUGCUGGAUCAAAUAUUAUCUGCUAAGACAGAGCUCUUUUUGGGACGUAAGAGAUGAUACAAAGGGUUCAUGGAUGUGGAGGAAACUUCUUAAAUUAAGAGACAUGGCUUAUGAGUUUAUGAGAGUGGAGGUCAGAGAUGGUGCUACUACACAUUUUUGGUUUGAUAAUUGGAUGGGGGUAGGGAAAUUGAUAGAUGCCACAGGCGCCAUUGGCACUACGUAUUUGGGACUUACUCGCCAAGAACUGGUUUGUAAUGCUGUCUCUGGAGACGGAUGGAGUAUGAGGAACAAACGAAGCAGGCGGUUUCAGCUUCUGUAUAAUCAGAUCCUUGCGGAGCAAGUUCCAAGUGUGGACAGGGGAAGCGACUUGGUUUUACGGAAGCAGGGGGAGGAUGAUUAUAAGGACAGUUUCUCUACGGCUAACACAUGGGAGCAGAUCAGAAGAAAGAAGCCAAAGGUAGAUUGGUGCAGGGUCGUUUGGUUCUCCCAAAACAUUCCUAGGUACGCGUUUAUCACUUGGCUGGCAAUACAAAAUAGACUAUCCACGGGAGACAGGAUGAGGAGCUGGGGUAUCACACAGGGCUGUGGACUAUGUGGAGAACGGGAUGAGACCAGGGACCAGGGGCGGACGGAGAGAAGGAGUAACGGGGUCACGUGA